AUGUCAGAUUAUCCGAUGAAACCGGUUCUUCAAAAACCGCCUGGUUACAGAGAUCCAAACGCGGCGACUCCUCCUCCUCCUACACCUCCUCCGAUCGCAGUCAGACCAGAACAUCAGCCGAUGCGAAAAACCUCCGCGAUGCCUUCUUCUUUCCGACCAAAGAGAAAACGCAGAAGCUGUUGUCGUUUCUGUUGCUGUUGCGUCUGCAUUUCUCUGGUCCUCUUCAUCUUCCUCCUCCUUGUCGGAACCGCCGUUUUCUACCUCUGGUUCGAUCCUAAGCUCCCGACAUUCAGCCUCGCCUCUUUCCGUCUCGACGGAUUCAAACUCGCCGACGAUCCCGACGGCGCGUCUCUCUCCGCCACCGCCGUAGCCCGCGUGGAGAUGAGGAAUCCCAACUCCAAGCUCGUUUUCUACUACGGCGACACCGCCGUGGAAUUAAGCGUCGGGAGCGGAAACGACGAGACCGGAAUGGGAGAGACGACGAUUAAGGGAUUCCGGCAAGGACCGAAGAAUUCAACGAGCGUGAAAGUGGAGACGACGGUGACGAACCAGCUUGUGGAUAGAGGAUUGGCUAAGAGACUCGCGGGGAAAUUUCAGAGCAAAGAUUUGGUGAUCAGUGUUGUUGCCAAGACGAAAUUUGGAUUAGGUGUCGCCGGGAUUAAGAUCGGAAUGCUCGCCGUUAAUUUGAGAUGCGGUGGGGUUAGCAUGAACAAGCUCGAUACCGAUUCACCGAAAUGCACCCUUAAUACACUCAAAUGGGUGAAUAUACAUCAGUAA
Molecule: messenger RNA, 777 nt
Organism: Microthlaspi erraticum
Lineage: Eukaryota; Viridiplantae; Streptophyta; Magnoliopsida; Brassicales; Brassicaceae
Source: the annotation of a GenBank genome assembly